AUGGAGGUCGCGAAUGGCACCACCGGCGCCGCAGCAGCCGCAAAUGCUGGAGCGAACUCGACGGCACCUCCUGCGAAUGGCGGCGAUGCUGCGGCUGCUGCUGCUUCUUCAAGCGACUUCAAGCUCAAGUUCUGUACGGUGUGCGCGAGUAACCAAAAUAGAUCAAUGGUCUCCCACCUCCGCCUCGCCCAAGCAAACUACCCCGUAAUCUCCUUCGGCACAGGCUCCCUCGUCCGCCUCCCCGGCCCCUCGAUCACCCAGCCAAACGUCUACCAAUUCAACAAGACCUCGUACGACUCCAUCUUCAAAGAGCUCGAGUCAAAAGACACGCGCCUCUACCGCGCGAACGGCGUCCUCAACAUGGUCGACCGCAACCGCCACGUCAAGUGGGGGCCCGAACGCUGGCAGGACUGGCAGGUCGGCAUGCCGCGCCUCACCCACGCCGAAGACCGCGGCAGCGUCGGCGUCGAGGGCGGCGUCGUCGACGUCGUCAUCACCUGCGAGGAGCGCUGCUGGGACGCCGUGAUCGACGACCUCAUGAACCGCGGGAGUCCGCUGAACAGGCCCGUCCACGUGAUCAAUGUCGAUAUCAAGGAUAACCACGAGGAGGCCAGCGUCGGCGGGCGCGCGAUUCUGGAUCUGGCGAACGCGUUGAAUGCCGCGGCGACCGAGGAGCGCGAGGCUGUCGGGGCGGCGGCGUUUGAUGGCGGGAGCGCGGCGGGCAGGGCGAGCUUUGAUGAGAGGGUCCCGGAUAUCUUGGCUGCGUGGCAGGAUCGGUGGCCUCACUUGCCUGCUGUAUGGACUCUUGCUUGGUUCUGA
Molecule: messenger RNA, 819 nt
Organism: Colletotrichum tamarilloi
Lineage: Eukaryota; Fungi; Ascomycota; Sordariomycetes; Glomerellales; Glomerellaceae
Product: RNA polymerase II subunit A domain phosphatase SSU72
Exons: 2
Coding region: 1-819 (272 amino acids)
Biological process (GO): termination of RNA polymerase II transcription
Cellular component (GO): nucleus; mRNA cleavage and polyadenylation specificity factor complex
Molecular function (GO): RNA polymerase II CTD heptapeptide repeat phosphatase activity
Source: RefSeq, a predicted model, not a curated record